Molecule: messenger RNA, 1925 nt
Organism: Blepharisma stoltei
Lineage: Eukaryota; Ciliophora; Heterotrichea; Heterotrichida; Blepharismidae
Source: the annotation of a GenBank genome assembly
AUGCACGCCCGUGAUAUUGGCUUAUACGCAAUUUUGGUUUUUGCAAUGGGCGCUCUAAGCUCAGCGGCUGCAGCUUUUGAACAAAUCACAUCAGUUAGCCCAUUUAUGAAAGCAUGUUGGAGACUUGAAGUUACUGCGAUUCUCCAAAUAGUGCCCAUGGUAUAUGAAAUUCGUAAAGAUUUAGCUGCAGUAAAAACCAUGAUAGUAGACUGCUGGCAUUAUUUAUUAGUUUCUGGCCUUUGUUUAGGCCUUACUUUUAGUUUAUGGUGUUGGAGUUUGGAUUUAACCUCCAUAGCCCACUCUCUUUUAUUUUCCUGUUCUGCCCCAUUAGUCGUUGUAGUAGCUUACUUUGUAUUGUGUAAAAAAGUUGCACCUUUAGAAAUUGUGGGAGUUGUCAUUGGAUUUGUAGGUCUUACUGUGGUUAUUUUUGGAAAUUCUGAAAGCGAAGGAUCAACUUGGUAUGGAGAUGUCAUAGCUUUUAUGACUGCAAUCACACUGGCAGUCUAUAUGCUAAUAGGAAAGAAACUUAUGGAAAAAUCAGUUCCAAUGUGGACUUAUUUGACCAUUGCCAAUAUUGAAGCUGCUAUUUGGGCAUACAUUUUUGCGGUAGCAGUGCAAGGAGAUGAUCCUAUUGAAGGGAUACAAUGGAUUUACACAAGUGACUGGCUUAUUGUGAUAUAUUUAGGGCUUGUACCAGGAGCACUUGGGCAUGGAGCUAUAAACUGGUUGCUGAAAUUCAUGUCGUGUUUGGUAAUUUCAGUAUUUAUUAACUUUGAGCCAGUUAUAGGAUCUUUUAUUGGUUGGGUUGUUGGAAUUCAGCCACCUCCAGCAAUAUACACUUAUAGUGUUUCCCUAUAAAUUGCUUACUCCCCCCCCUCUCCGUGAGUGAACAAAACCAUUAGAAAAAUCGCUAUUUUUUUCACAAAAACCCACCCUCCGUGAGUGAACAAAAAUAUUUUUAAUAGAAAAAAUUUUUAUGGAAAAAAAAUUUGAUAUAUAAAUGAUAAUUAGUAUAAUGAAAUCUAGAGCUAAUUCUGUUUAAUUUUAAACGAAUUGCUUUUUAAAACAUAAAUUUUAUAAAUUAAAUUAAUAUUUGCUUUCCAAUUUUUGCGAAUUAGAUUUUUUUAAAUUUCGAAAAAAAAAAUUUUUUAUAAAAUUUAUAUAUAAAUUUUUUAAAAAAAAAAAAAUUAACCCCCCUCCGUGAGUGAACAAAAUUUUUUUGUUCACUCACGGAGUGGGGGGGAGUUAGUUUAUAACUUUUAUAAAUUUAUAUUAAUUGUUUUAAUUUAUGAAUUACAUUAAAUUAAUUAGGGUGUUGUCCUUCGUUUAAAGUCCAAUACCACAUCACUUAGAUGGGCUUUCGUCCCUUCUUCGGAGUUCCCGCCAACCAAGCGUCGUCCACCUAGCCUUGAUCUGAAUGGUCCCUCAGCUUCGGGCGUUCGAAUUCCGACGGCCCAGGCUAACCGACUUGCGUCCGAUCGGACACGCUUCUAAGAAUUCUCUGUCUCUCAGGAUAGGCGCCUUAGGUUUGCCCCUUGGGCAUAAUGCGCCAUCAUUGCCGAAAAUAAAAUUACUGGGUGGUACCAAACCUCAUAAUCAAAAUUGGUCAAGGGAAAUUUCUGUUCGGGAGAGCAGAAUAUCGAGUGCCACCAUAUUUUUGAUUAUAAUUAUUUUAAUUCAAAUGAAGCUUAUCCUAUAUAAAGGUAUAUAUUGGAGGAGCUAUUGUAAUGGCUGGAAAUCUUACUGUUACUUAUGCAGGAUCCAAGGUGAAAGUAGAAGGAGACACUGAAGAAAAGUUUUAUUUGGAUGAAGAAAAGAGAAAAACUGAAGAAAUGAGAGAAAGCUUGCUUGAUGAUGAUAAUAAUGACGAAGGCGAGAAAUUCGAAAGAAGAAUUUCAAGGAAACAUUCUUUCGCUUUGGCAUAG